Molecule: messenger RNA, 2599 nt
Organism: Cherax quadricarinatus
Lineage: Eukaryota; Metazoa; Arthropoda; Malacostraca; Decapoda; Parastacidae
Product: TBCC domain-containing protein 1
Biological process (GO): maintenance of centrosome location; maintenance of Golgi location
Cellular component (GO): spindle pole centrosome
Source: RefSeq, a predicted model, not a curated record
UUAAUAUCUUCUGGUAAGGAAAGAUCCUGGACUUUACCUUAAGAAACAAACAAAGCAAAUGUGAUAGUAAUUAUGGACAGGGUAGAUUAUAGUGGAAAAAUAAACAUAGGAGACGGGGGAAAUCACACACCUCUUAAUAAUAAAGAUAUUAAAUUAACUCAUGUACACCUUACAAUAACCAGGAUUCAUAACGGCACGUAGUUGAAGGUGAAAAAUGGGGGAGGUGCAGCUGUGGGUAAGACCAGAAGUGAUGGAGCUGGGAGUGCUUCCCAUUCUUCCUCCUGAUAAGAUUUCUAUUGAGAUGCUGUCUCGGUUGCUGCAGUAUUCACAAGAUAUGGGAGAACGAGGUUAUCCUCAGAUGAGCUAUGAAACCUGGAAGCACAUUGCUGUUAAGAAGAUGGGGCUAAGUGUUGAGUGCAGUAUGGUCGUCUUCUUUUCUUGUCUUCUCUUCUCCAAACUACGGCCUGGCCGUGAUCGCAAGCUAGAAGCUUCUCUUGCAUCUGCUGCAUCACAAAAAGACAGAGAUGAGGUCAUGGGGUGUGUGGAAGUUUGGACAAUGGAACUGAUAAUUGUGUUGUAUCUUCAUCGAGUUACCAGUGCUCACCCUCGAGCCAUCGCAAGACAAACCUCUCUUCAUACUCUAACUACUGACCCAUGGCCAAAUAACAAUACUUCUGGGACGGCAGCCAGGAAGCAGUUACUAGAAGAAAAGCACGCUGAAUUUGUACGAGAAGCACUCCCAGAACUUCUCAGUUUAUUAGCUGGUCAUCUUCAAGUUGAAGAUACUGAGAAAAAGAAGAAAUCAAGUGACAAACGUACACCCAGAGAACUCCUAGGAUUUAUGAAAUCUGCUGGUGUUCUCUCUGUGGAUGUUGUAAGAUCUCUUGGGUUUAUUAUUGGUACAUCUGUACAAGGAGAAAAGGGUGAGCAUGACCUCUUGUCAGUGGCAAUGGACACAAAUAAUUGCUAUAGAUCUGGUUAUCUAAGUAAGAAGAAUUCUUUCCAAAAAGGUUUAUUUGAACAGUGGUUAUUAAGAGGGCUGGACUGGGCACCUCACGGGGAAUGGCUGUGUGUACGUCGUGGCAGUAGACAGUCUUGGCCUGUAGUGUCCUUAGCACCCCAAACACAUCAUCGCUUUGUUGCAUCUUCAUCUUCUGGUCAGAGACUAAUGUAUAUAUGUGAGCUGGUGGAUGGUCUGACAGCACACAUGGGCGAUGAUACAGCUCCUUGUGACCUGAAAAUACGAAGAUGCUCGAAAUCUAAUAUCUACAUUCUUCAGCCAAUCAGAAAUGCUGUAAUCCACAAAUGCCAUGAUACUCGAAUAGUGUUGGGCCCAGUGUCAGGGCGUAUCCGUUUAAGUGAAUGUCGGAACACUACACUAGUGUGUGCGGCACGAUCCGUGGUGAUAGCAGAUUGUCGAGGAUUGAUCGUGCAUACCCUUACACCACAGAGACCGAUAUUAGUGGGAGGACGCACACAGGGUGUCACAUUGGCACCACUCAAUAUUCAUUACCCUCGUCUCAAACACCACAUGGCUAAAGCACAACUCCAGUCACAUAUUAAUAUGUGGAACAGGCCAUUACACUUAGGCAGUGAAGGAGUUCUGAGUGGUGCAUGUGAGGUGAUGAAUCCAGAGGACUUCCAGCUACUGGUAAUUCCCUUCACUCAGACUCCUCCAAUAGAUGGCAGGCCUCCUCUUCUGCCUCCUGGGCUUCCUCAUGAGUUUGCAAAGAGUGUGGAAGAAUCAGGGAAGUGCGUUUCCAGCUUCCGAGCUGAAGUGCGAGAUGCAGAUCUUUCUCCAGAACAACGAGCUAUUCUACAAAAAGCUGUUGAUGCAAAGUUUAAGGCUUGGCUGAGAGAUACAGGUAAACAACGCGAAAUAGACCAGUUGGAAAAGUUAGCUCUUACGUUAAAGUAUGAGAGAGUAGCCAAAACUACUGCAAUAUAAAUAUAGGCAUACCUUGCUAAUGUGGCGGCUUAUGUUCCAGACCACUGCCAUAAAGCGAGUAUCGCCUUAAAGUGAAUCACAGCCGUAUACAUAAAAGCAGGUUUACACUAUCAUUUAUUAAGUGCGCAAUAGCACGAGGCUGAAAAAACAAUGCAAAAGUAAAAAAAUAAUAAAAAAUGCUAUAAUACUGUAUUGCUAACCUGAUGUGCACAUCAAUGCUGAAAAUAAUUGAAAAGCACUAUAUUAGUAAAGGGAAGUGCUAUAUUGGCAAGGUAUGCCUGUACCAAUAGAGUUAUGCAAGACUUAAAUUUUUAAUAAAAUGAAUUUAUUGAAAUAUCACAAAGCCUUCUCUGUUUGCAGUAUUUUUAGGUGAUAUUCAAAACUGAAUGGUUUCAUUUUAAAUGCAGAUCAUCUUUCUAAUUUCUUUAUUUUUUAAAUAUUACCAAUAAAUGAAAUACUAGCAUAGUUUUCACUUAAUUUUUGGCUUUUAUUUUAUGAAUUCACAUUAAAACUGUUUAACAGAUAAAUAAAUGUUUGCUGUAUUUUAUGGUUUCAUCAUAUGGUGAUAAAAAGGCACAAUUACUAUUACUGGUUCAUAUGAUUUAGAUACCUAGGUGAAAUGUCUUGCAUGUUAAUAAAUGAUGAUUUACU